Messenger RNA from Macrobrachium nipponense, 1038 nucleotides. RefSeq lists its product as uncharacterized. The coding region runs from base 391 to 900 and encodes 169 amino acids. The transcript has 5 exons. The record is from RefSeq and is a predicted model, not a curated record. NCBI's taxonomy places the organism in Eukaryota, Metazoa, Arthropoda, Malacostraca, Decapoda, Palaemonidae.
GUAUAGUAAGACAGUGGGUGUAGCGCAGUUCAAGCACAGCUUCGUUGAUUGGCUCUGCGUUAUUUUUCGUACUCGUCCCUUUCAUUCGGUGUCUCUUCGUUAUCAUAGUGAAACGACAUUCUCGCUGUAAGAUGAGAUCCUUGCUGUUCUUGCUGCUGGUGUUGAGGUGGACCUCGGGUUGAACUUCCGCCUCCAGAGAGGUCCUACAAAAUCCUGAUGGUCCUUUCCAGUUUUCCAGUCACAGCCACCGGAAUGUUUUUCUUCCUCUAGCGAAGGCUUUAGCAGAGAGAGGUCACAAGAUCGAGAUGCUGAGCAACACGAACGAACUCCUGGUCCAUCCGGGCAUCCACGAAAUCGCCCACAACCUGGCCUGUAUUCGACUUCUCCGCUAUGAACAUGUUCGAAACCCGAAAGGAACCAGAAGGAGUAUUUCACCACUUCAUAGAUGCAAUGCCUAAAUUCGCCCGGAAGAUCUACCACUUGCCUCAAGUGAAGGAACUCUAUGCCAGGAGGAAGGAAUUCGACCUUGUCAUCUCAGAUCACAUGUUUAACGAGGCAGUGUAUCCCUUCGCCUAUGAGCUACCCUUCAUGACUAUUGCCACACCGGGCAUGGACUUCAGGCAAAGUGCCGUCCUGGGCAACGUCCUCAACCCAGCUUACGUGCCCAAUUUCUUGCUGCCAACGAGCUUGGAUACCGUCUUUGGGCGCCUUAAAAACACUUUCCUGCACAUAUACUCCGCCAUCCAUUGGAGACUCUGGCAGAUUGUUCCUUCUGUACAGAAAGAGGUAUUCGGAAACUAUAUCUUCAGUAUCCCGUUGCCUGAAGGAUCAGCUGAAUCCCCCCCUGGAGAGGGCCAUCUUUUGGACGGAGUACGUCGUCAGGCACAAGGGAGCACCUAGACUGAGGUCCCCCGGAGCCAGUCUCUCUUGGGUGGAAUAUCUCCUGCUGGAUGUCUUGGCGCUCUUCUUCUUGAUUGUGGUCACAGUUCUCCUGGUCGUCCGCUGGAUCGUCAAGAAGAUGCUACGGGCGGUAUUUAC